This is a messenger RNA of Quercus robur (English oak), 1571 nucleotides long. RefSeq names its product transcription repressor MYB5-like. The transcript is spliced from 2 exons. The record is from RefSeq and is a predicted model, not a curated record. Lineage: Eukaryota; Viridiplantae; Streptophyta; Magnoliopsida; Fagales; Fagaceae. Bases 329 to 1351 code for a protein of 340 amino acids.
AACAAUAUUUCUAUAUAUUCUUCACAAAACCCCCAUCUUUUUUAUACCCAACGAAGAGAAACAGAGAGACAGACCCAAAAACGAACCAUCAAUGUCACCUUAAAAACCAAAAAAAAGGUAAAUGUCAUUGCCACCUCAUCUCUGUCAUUCACACAUGCAUACACACAUCAAAAGACCCAUAUAGGCAUAGAAAUUAGAGGCACCCCAUUACCCCAAUCUCAUAUCUCUCACUCUCACACAAGCACACUUACACGUACCUACACUCAAACACACAGACAGAAUCACACAAAGAAAAAAAAAAAAAAAAAAAAACCAAAAAAAAAAAAAAAUGAGAAACCCAUCAGCAUCAGCAGGAACAGGUACAGGAACAGGAAGAGGAGGAGGUGGUGGGAGUUCUGGCAAGUCGACACCGUGCUGCGUCAAAGUGGGGCUGAAGAGAGGGCCGUGGACGCCGGAGGAGGAUGAGCUUCUUUCCAAUUACAUCAAGAAAGAAGGUGAAGGGCGGUGGCGAACGCUGCCAAAGCGAGCUGGGCUUCUUCGCUGUGGUAAGAGCUGUAGGCUCCGAUGGAUGAACUAUCUCCGCCCUUCUGUUAAGCGCGGCCAGAUCGCUCCUGAUGAAGAAGAUCUCAUUCUUCGACUCCAUCGCCUACUCGGCAAUAGGUGGUCAUUGAUAGCUGGAAGAAUUCCUGGACGUACUGAUAAUGAGAUAAAGAAUUACUGGAACACUCACCUCAGCAAGAAGUUGAUCAGCCAAGGCAUAGAUCCAAGAACCCACAAGCCUUUAAACCCAGAUUCAUCCUCUUCUGGAGGCACUGGUGGAAAUAAUGCUAAAGCUUCUUCAUCAAAAACCAAUCGUACUGUCCCAAACCCUAAUAACUCUAGUCCUGCCACUUCUCCAGCUGUAGAAGAGAGUACUCCUAGUGGCAGUGGAAUAAUGACCAUCAAGGAUAGUGGGUACUUCCAAAGUGCUAAUUUGGAUCAAUAUCAUGCUUCAGGGAUCGUUAUCAAUGGUGGCUAUGCAACUUUGCCAAACUCAGAUGGUUCAGCUGGAAUUGGAUUGAGAAGCAGCAACAAUGGACUUAGCCCUGAAGAUGAAGAUGACAUAAAUUACGGCUCUGAUGAUGUGUUCUCUUCCUUCUUGAAUUCAUUGAUCAAUGAAGAGGCAUUCACUGCCCAACACCAAUUCCAACAACAGACUAUUACUAAUGGGAUUGCAUCGGUGUCUGCUGAUCCUUUGAUUUCGAUCACUGCUUCGAGUUUUGGCCUUGGGGCUGGCUGGGAGUCUGCACUCAUGACCUCCACUUUCAACCAAAGUGAUACCAAGAGGCCUGUCAAUGAUCAGAUUGAAUAGGAUUUCCAUACCACCUGCUUGUAUUAAGUGCAGUUGGUUAGUUAAUGGAAAUUAUUCUAGGGGGUUUGCAUUAUUAUCAUUUUAUGUAUGUUAUCUGUUCUUAUUCCACUUGUUUUUAUCGUGGCUAUUGUGUUGUAUUUGUGGUGAUGUAUUAUUAUAUAUCUUGUAGGCUACAAAACAUAAAUAUUGAAAGGUUGUAAUAAUAUAGUUUGUAUGUGAA